AGGUAUCCGCCGCCUGUUGGUCUUUCACAGUUGGUGACGAGUAUUAUGAAAAUGGCCUCGACCCUGCCCGUAAGCAAGAAUAUCCGAAGAAGAUGACGAUGUUGAGCUUUUUAAGUCAGUUGAACACCAAAUUGUCUUCAUUGGACACGUAGAGAUUAGUGAAGUUGAGAAAAAUAAAGAGACUGUCGGCAAAGAAACGACUUAAAAAAACAGCAGACCGCCGCAUAUUUUCGUGGGGCUGAGGAGCCACUAUGGAGGAUAUCAACUCAAAUAUCAACGCGGACUUGGAGGUGCGGAAGCUACAGGACUUGGUGAAGAAACUCGAACAGCAAAAUGAACAGCUUCGGAGUAGGUCUACGAUGCUGUCAGGGAACCACAGACCCCUCAGUGCCGGAUACGACUCGUCGUCCCUGUCAACGGGGAUGGCAGCUGGUCUGGCCGGCUUCCCUGGGGUGGGGUUGGGUGGGCUAUUGGAGAACAACCGCUGUCUGAGCCCCAGACUAUCUUACGACGGCAUCAGCUUCAGGAGGCCGUAUGAAAGUGAGGGGGCAUCGGCUGCCACCUCUGUGUCGAGGAUGAACUCACUUUAUGCCGACACCACCGGGGGCUUUAUGGACGAAGGGGAAACCUCAAUCCUAGAUGAAGUGGAAAUCUUAGAUCUCGAAGACAUGGAUUGUCUACACGAAGACGAGGACAGCUGGUUAUAUGAAGCGAAACUCAACAGUCCUCUGCAGAAGGCUUUGAGUCCUAUCGUUUGGUGCCGUCAAGCUCUUGACAACCCCAGUCCCGAUAUGGAAUCAGCCAAGCGCUCCCUCAUCCACAGACUGGACCUCACCAUGUCAGCCAACAAGCGCAGGAGUCUGUAUGGAAGCCCCUACAACCACCAGCUGGGUUAUGGAAGUCCUUACAGCAUGGACGCAGCCAACAGCCCUUACAGCAGUGGCUUCAACUCCCCCUCCUCAACCCCUAGCAGAGUGCCCAUCGUCAGACAGCAGCUAAUGCCUGGGAACGCAGCACACCAGCGAAACACAGCGGCAGAGAGGAAUCCUCCGGCUGUGAGCCCGCAGUCAUCGGUGGACAGCGAGCUGAGCACCUCAGAAAUGGAUGAGGACUCAGUGGGCUCCUCAACUACCUACAAACUCAAUGAUGUCACUGAUGUCCAGAUACUAGCACGCAUGCAGGAAGAGAGUUUGAGACAGGACUACGCUGCAACGGCGUCCAGACGGAGCUCGGGUUCGUCCUGCCACUCAUUGAGACGCAGCACCUUCAGCGACCAGGAGUUAGAUGCGCACAGUCUGGAGGACGAGGAGGAGGCGGUGCACCCGGCCUUCCACCUGCCCUCCAACCGCUUCAGCCCCUCCCCUCGCCACUCCCCCCGUGCCUCCCCCAGGAAUUCGCCCCGCUCGCGCUCCCCCGCCCGCUCCAUGGAGUACAGCCACAGCCGCGGCUCGCCUCAGCCCAUCAUCAGCCGCCUGCAGCAGCCUCGCCACUCGCUGCAGGGCCACGGGCACGACCUGCAGACCAACGUGGUGAAGAACGAAGAAAAGCUGCGUCGUAGUCUUCCCAACCUCACGCGCUCCUCAGCGGCGGCGGCCCAGGCUCCAGAGCCCGUCAAGAACAGCCGCAGCUGUGAGUCCAACCUGCAAGUGCCAAACGGUGGCUCCCCUCGACACCAGAACCAGUCUGCAACAGCAGCUCAACUCCCGAGAUACUCGACCCCUUCUCGCGCCUCCCCGAAACCCAAACAGCACCUCCAAAGCCCAACUGCCCUGCGAGUCCCACUCUCCUGUUGCUUUGGAGAAGAAGGUGAUUUCAUUCCCUCUCCCAGUAAGCUGCGGACUCCAGCCACCCCCUCCCCGCUGGCCUUGAGGCAGCCGGUAAAGGCCACAUCCAACCCCGGUUCUGCCACCUCCACCCCCACCCGCUCCCUGGCUCCUCCACGGAGCGGCCUGCCCCGCCCCAGUGCUUCUGCAGGAGGGGGGAUCCCUCUGCCCCGCAGCAAACUGGCCCAACCUGUGCGCAGAUCUCUGCCUGCUCCUCGGACCUACAGCGGAGCAGGUGACAACUGGAGAGAAGGUUGUUACUGAGUCGAGCCAGCAGGGGGCUCUCCAGUCAAACUAUCAACACAAGGAGGCAGACAUUAUUACAACAUGGCACUUUAUCUACCUAGAUAACUUUAACAGUGAAGAGAGAGAGAGAGAGAGAGAGACUAUGUCCCAAAAAUAUAUCAAAUUCAGAAUUCAAAAGAGGAGAAGAGAGCGUCUGUAUCGUGUCUGAGAGGACCUCCCACCGUGUCUCUGUGGGGACUGGCUCUGGAGGGGUCAGGCAUGCAGACAGCCAAGAAAAUGCCAAAGAAACCAGCCCGACUCCAGCUCCGCCAGCAGAGGACACGUCACCUGCCUUGGUUUGACUGCAAUCAUCUGUCAGACAGUCCGUAUCACUACAUUGUUCAGCUUUCCUCCCAUUCCUCCUCCCCCCACCCUCCCCCGUUCUUCUUUUCACCGCCCUCAGGCUGAAAUGUUUCCACACAUUUCUCUCUUUAUGCUCUGUGUUUAACAGAUGUUGGUGAGCGAUCUCUAUGAUGAUGCUGUGCAGGUGAAAUGUCCCGUAAUGUUCGAGAAUUGUUGAUGUCUUGCAACAGUGAAAAGCACCUCUGUGUGGGUAUGACGUUUAAGAAUCUUUCCUCUUGUAAAAUCAGCCAGAAUGUAUGCACAAGUUUGUUUUUGCAAAUUAUUUAUUCAAAUUAUUUAAGAAGUGUAUGUCCAAACAUCCAUAUCAGUAUUUUUGUUUGAAGAUUUCAAAUUGUUAAAAAUGUACGUUUUGAACCUCAGCUGCAAGCUAACUCCCCAAAGCCUUUUGUUUUGUUUUUUUCUCUCCAAAGUGUCAAAUCAGGAUUUGUAGGACACCUCGGCCAAAGCCGGUCCUGACUUACACCACAGUUUGCCAACAUUAUCAAGUGCUUCGAUUGGUCAGUUUCAGUUCAGGUCGACAUAAAGGUCUGAGUUACAUCUGCUGUCUGAAACAAACUAUCUAUUGAGAAAGAAACCUGAGCUCAAAAAUAUAUUUUAUCCUCGUUCAACCCUUUCAGCCAAUGAAAAUAAGAGAAUUUUGAUUUAUUUCCAGCAACAGAUUUGUCAGUGUAUAUCAUUCAUGCCAUGAAACAAAAAAAAUGGGAAAAAUAUCUUAAAGAAGAUGAAAAGUAUGAAUAAGUUUUGACUGGCUUUUACCUCUUGUGCUAUGAAAAUGAAUCAAAGGUGUGCCAGUGUUGGGGAAGGUGUUCUGGUAAUUGGUGUGGUGGGUUAUUAAACUAGUGCCUAUAAUUUUAAGUUUCACUUGAGUUUGAACAUCAUGUUUUGUUUGUUCGUUUAUCAUUUGGUGCCAAUUUCUGGUUUUGCCAAUUUUAUUUGCAAUUUUGCAUCACUGCUUGAUUGAUUUGCUUGCCUGUUUGUUUUUUGUAACUGAAACUAUACAUUUAUAAUUGCUUUAAAAAAAAUGUUUAAUAUGCGCCUUCAUAUUUAUAACUAAUUACUCAAUUCUGUAAAUUAAACUAUUUAUUAAAGAGAGAGGUGCCUCUGUCAAAGCUCAGACUCAGUGGGAAGCUGGAAAGAAUGUUGCAAAAAGACAUACCACACCUUUUGUGUGAAAGUUUUUGUUAUUGAACUUUUUUUUAUAUCCACAAACAUGACAUUCAGUUUCCCUGUGUAAAGUCACAUUUCAAAUAAAAGAUGAAAAGUU
This is a messenger RNA of Thunnus maccoyii (southern bluefin tuna), 3735 nucleotides long. It is a transcript of the gene slain2, whose product is annotated as SLAIN motif family, member 2. Lineage: Eukaryota; Metazoa; Chordata; Actinopteri; Scombriformes; Scombridae. The transcript is spliced from 10 exons. The coding region runs from base 252 to 2087 and encodes 611 amino acids. The record is from RefSeq and is a predicted model, not a curated record. Gene Ontology annotation, biological process: microtubule nucleation; positive regulation of microtubule polymerization; cytoplasmic microtubule organization. Gene Ontology annotation, cellular component: microtubule plus-end.